Messenger RNA from Ilex paraguariensis (yerba mate), 939 nucleotides. The record is from the annotation of a GenBank genome assembly. Lineage: Eukaryota; Viridiplantae; Streptophyta; Magnoliopsida; Aquifoliales; Aquifoliaceae.
AUGGCUUUUGUUGAUGUGAUCAAAUGUUGCCUUGAUUCCAUCAGACUAAUAUCAAAGGAAGUUGAAGAUUCGAUUAUUUACAUAGAUGCAGGAUGUACAGAGUGUUUCCAGUUUCUUGGGGCAUUCCCUCUGUUACUGGAACUUGGAGUGCGUGCUGUAUGCAGCUUGGAAAAGAUGUCUUCUCUUGAUAUGGUAUCUGACUGGAAUUCAGAAUUUGAUUCUCCGACGAAAAUUGUAGUCAUCACAUCGCGUCUUUUAAGUGAUGCACAUCGAUAUAUUUUACGUUGCCUGAGCAUGCAGCAAAGUGUUCGCCACUGUACUGUAUUUACGUCAAUCUCAGAGAUAGCUCAUUCAGCAUAUCCUGAUUCACCUCUAGGACCAGAUGCUUUUCAUGAAUAUGAAUCCUUGCUUGUCCAAGAUUAUGAGGAGCUCACCAAGAGACAUGAGACAAAUUCUAGACAGUCUGGAGACAGUGACUUGAAGGAACAUAUCACCCCCAAAAAUGAAGGGUGGUCACAACUCACUUCCAGUGAAGAGGAAAUUUCUAACUUAGAUGCCCUUUCAGGUGCAAGAGAUUCAUGUGAAGAUGAUCCACUAGGCCAUGCACAAGAUGUAGGACAAAAGUUGGUUGUCUCUGUGCUUCACCUCCCUUUGAUUUUGUGUCCUUUUUCACCGAGAGUCUUUGUCUUACCUUCAGAGGGAUCAAUUGCUGAAGCAUAUUUAUCAAAUCAGCAUGAGAAUUCUAUCAGCCCAGGGUUGCCUCCAUUAAGUACUGGGACAGCUGCUGAGGGCGAGGACAUCCCUCCUGGGGCGACUCUUACAGCCCAAUUUCUUUAUCAUCUGGCCUCAAAGGUAUUAAAUGUAAUUCAUUAUGCAUGCUUGAACCUAGACGUGUUCCUCCUCUUUGGUGCAGUGUUCCAGAUUUUAUCUUUUCAAUGA